This is a messenger RNA of Acanthisitta chloris (rifleman), 1647 nucleotides long. RefSeq names its product outer dense fiber of sperm tails 2-like (gene ODF2L). The transcript has 13 exons. NCBI's taxonomy places the organism in Eukaryota, Metazoa, Chordata, Aves, Passeriformes, Acanthisittidae. The record is from RefSeq and is a predicted model, not a curated record. Gene Ontology annotation, cellular component: centrosome; ciliary basal body. Gene Ontology annotation, biological process: negative regulation of cilium assembly. Bases 1 to 1647 code for a protein of 548 amino acids.
AUGUCGUCAUCGUCGCAGUCAUCCUCAUCUCUACCUGUACAUAACUGUAUUGCUCCUUUAUUGGACUUUGAUCUUCAGGAAAAGGUUAUUCUUCCUCAUGCUACCGAGUUGAACAGUGUAAACAUUGACACUUUGAUGCAGAAGCUAAGUGAAAGUGAAACACAAAAUACUAAUCUCAGGAGAAAAAUACUGGAAAGGGAGAGAGAGGUUCAAGAACUUUCAUCCAUGCUUCGCCGUGAACAAAUCAAUGUGCAGAAAGGAGACUACGUGUCAAGUUCAGUAAAGGCAGUACAAGCUCACCUGCAGCGUCAGAUUCAAAGAAAAGAAGCAGAAAAUAAUGAAUUAAAAGUGAAAAUACAGACUCUAGAAAAGAAAAUAGCAGGGUGGAAACAUCAAGUUGGUGAAUACAAGCACCAGAUGAUUGCCUUAAAGGAAACAAGUGAACCAAAGAAGGCUGGACUGAAAAAAGCAGUCAGGUCCCAGAAACAAAGAGCUCAAUGCUCUGAAGAAGCUGUGAAAAAUUUAACCUCCAAAACAAGAGAACAUGAAGUCAAACUGUGUGAGAUAUGGUCAGCUUCCAAUGCCUGGAAGAAGCAGCAUGAUAGAAUGGUUGAAGAAAAGACAAUGUUAGAAUUUCAAACAGAAGACCUUAAGAAUCAGAUCACAAGCCUGUUGCAAGACUUGGAAAGAAAGAAGGAAAGGAGAAGAAACUCAGAAGAGGAAAUUCUUGGAAAGCUAAAUUCUCUUAACUCUGAAAAUGAAAAGAUUUACCUUGAAAAUGAAAAAUUAAAGGCUUGCAUUGCUACAUUGGAGAUAAGUAAUGCUUCUGUUGAAUAUGAGCUACUAAAUCUGCAAGAAAAGGUGAAGCUACAGGAAAAUCUUAUUGAGCAAUAUAAAAAUGAGGUAACUGGCAUGUUUGAAACCUUCAGCUUAUUACAACAAGUUUAUGGUUUUACACUUACAUUUUUCUCCUGUGAUGCUACUGUGCAGGUGAGGGACAAAACAGAGGCUGAGUUACAGGAGUCAGAACAUGUUUGUGACCUGCUGGAAACAGCUGAGGAAAAGCCACAAAGGCUUAUAUCCUGGGAAAGGAUCCAUGCAGAGAAAUGCAAAGCCCCUAGGGAGCUGCAGGUUCAGGACAAUUGUGUAACUUCUUUGGGCAGUGAUUUCUUAGAAGAAGAGAACUGUACCAUUCAGAAGAAAUAUGAAGAUCUUAAAAGGCAAUUAGAAAAGGUGGAAUUUCAGAAUGAAGAACUUGCUCAUCAGCUCAGAAAAGAAGAUGAGUGUCUUCAGUGCUGUAAAUUGCAGCUUGAAGAGAAAAUUGCAGAAUAUAAUGCAUUAACCAGACAACUCAAAUCUGCUUCGAAAGAAGGGAGAAAAAUGUUAGCUGAAGAACAGGAAAAAAUAUCAUACAAAGAACAAGACUUUCAGUCAAAACUGCUGAUUCUAGAAACUCAAGUGAGAGAGGGGCAAGAAGAGAAAAAAAACCUCCUCCGCAUAUUUCAUCGUGAUGAAAAGCACCAUGAAGUAUGUUUGAAAGAGCUGGAGAACAGCCUACAGAAGUCAGAGAACAAGAUCAAGAGCAUCCAGAACUAUGUGCAGUUUUUGAAAGCUGCAUACAUGACAAUGUUUGGCUCAAUUGUUUGA